AUGAGAUGUCAGCCUAUUGUCUUGUACCAUUGUUUCAGUUCCUCCGAACAACCACUCCCACGAUCCAUGAACCUCCAGAACAAUGGUCUCGCGUCUCAUUGGACGUUGAGGCAACCAAACCAAAAAUUUCUCAAUCCUAGCCGGAAUUUAAAAGAUAAAACGCAAAAGAUUCAGAAGAGAUCAAUCAGUCAUCUCAAUCCAGAACUAGAGGACCCCACUGCUUGGCCAACAAAUUGGUAUUCCGUCAAACAAUCUAAGAAUUCCGUUGUGUCUCAUUGCCGUGACAAGAAUAGAAUGCUUGAAUUCCCCAGGCUCGCUGAGCACGAGCGGUGGAGGAGAGGACGUCAUCUCCUUCCCUUGGCAGAACUUUUACUACCGCAUCACAAUCUGAAAAAAAAAGAACGGAAGUUGCACGUCUUGCGGACGGUCCUCGAAAGGAGAUGCGGUGAGGAAUAUGAAGUAGAAAACAAACCCACAACGCCAUCCAUAAUUUCCGGCCUGACCUUUCGUGGAGUACUGAGCCAAAGUCUUCAGCGUCACAAGAAAACAGAUCCCAGUUGUUUCGAAAGUCAAAUCCAAACUUUCAUUCUUGCUCAACAGCGAUCAGAACUUGAAUUUAUGGUCAUAAGAUGGCAGACAGGUGUGGAAACAGAUAGCUACCUGGCCCGACCACAAAAAGCUGGGAUCCAGAUCCAUUAUGGCGACGGGGAAGCACAACUGUCGCUAUUCAACUUUCACUCUCUCGACAAGUUGCGACAAGCUGUGAGGUGGAAUUGGUAA
This is a messenger RNA of Nezara viridula (southern green stink bug), 780 nucleotides long. The record is from the annotation of a GenBank genome assembly. NCBI's taxonomy places the organism in Eukaryota, Metazoa, Arthropoda, Insecta, Hemiptera, Pentatomidae.